UAAACCAGGUGGGCGGGUCCGAGGUGACGCGCAGGCAGGGCGCGCGCACAGGUACGUGGUCUCGGGGUGUGCCCUUCACGGUUGUCGGACACGUUUAAGAAGUCGCUGGAGGGAAACUAUUACAGUAGUAAAGCAGGGAGCGCGUGAGGAACAAAGACAUGGAUUUAACUCGGUUAUCGGCGCUGCUUUUCAUUUUCUGCUGCUUUUCUGCCUCAAACGCCAAAGGUAGAGGGCGGGGCUUCAUCGGGCAUAUAGACCCUACAAACACCCACGAGGUCAUUGUGGACAAGGCGACAUCCGACUCACUGAAGAGCAGCCUCACCACCGUCUUCCUCCCCGUCGUCUACAUCGUCGUGUUCGCGGUGGGGCUCCCCGCCAACGGCAUGGCCAUCUGGGUGUUCCUCUUCCGGACCAAGAAGAAGCACCCGUCGUCCAUCUACAUGGCCAACCUGGCGCUGGCCGACCUGCUCUUCGUCAUCUGGGUCCCCUUGAAGAUCUCCUACCACCUCAACGGCAACGACUGGACGUACGGCGAGCCGCUGUGCAAAGUGCUGGUGGGCUUCUUCUACGGCAACAUGUACUGCUCCAUCCUCUUCAUCGCCUGCCUCAGCGUGCAGCGCUACUGGGUGGUGGCUCACCCGCUGUCGCAGCAGCGGAAGAACAACAAGGUGGCCGUCGGCGUCUGCGUGGCCAUCUGGGCGUUCGUGUGGCUCACCAGCACGCCGCUGUACCUGUACGACCACACCGCCAAGCUCCGAGACCCCAACGUCACCACCUGCCACGACGUCUCCGUCAUAGAGGACGCCGCCAACCCGUUCCAGUCCGUGCAGCUCCCGUACUACUACUUCAUCUUCAUGGGUCUGGUGGUGUUCCUCAUCCCCUGCGUGGUGAUCACCGUGGCCUACGUUCUGCUGCGGGCCCUGGGGAACAGCAUGGUGGACAGCGCGGCUGCGAAGAACCGCCGGAAAGCCGUGGUGUUGAUCGGCAUCGUGCUGGUGACGUUCCUCGUGUGCUUCGUCCCCAGCAACGUCAUGCUGGUGGUGCACUACUCGCUGCUGAAGGACGGCGUGGUGGACAAGUACGGCUUCUACGUGUCCACGCUGUGCCUGUCCAGCCUCAACAGCUGCCUGGACCCGUUCAUCUACUACUUCGUGUCCGAGGACUUCAGGAACCACGUGAAGAACACGCUGCUGUGCCGGAGCAGCCGCACCGUGGAGAGGAUGAGGGUCUCCUUCAGCUCCAUGAAAUACUCCAGGAGGAGCAAGUCGUUUGUGUCGGACGGCGGGACCACGCAGAGCAGCUCCUGUUGAGGAGACGAGGAGAUCCGCGAACACUGUGAUGUG
Messenger RNA from Cyclopterus lumpus (lumpfish), 1343 nucleotides. It is a transcript of the gene f2rl1.2, whose product is annotated as coagulation factor II (thrombin) receptor-like 1, tandem duplicate 2. The record is from RefSeq and is a predicted model, not a curated record. Gene Ontology annotation, molecular function: thrombin-activated receptor activity. Gene Ontology annotation, cellular component: membrane. Gene Ontology annotation, biological process: positive regulation of Rho protein signal transduction; blood coagulation; phospholipase C-activating G protein-coupled receptor signaling pathway. Lineage: Eukaryota; Metazoa; Chordata; Actinopteri; Perciformes; Cyclopteridae.